AAUAAUAUUGUAAAAUUAGUUUAUUUAUGAUCCAGUACAAUUUAUGGAGAAAAUUUCUAGGAAAUUUUUCUUGCAAAUUAUUGUUCCUCAGAAUCGAUCAGUGUUUCUCUAAAACUUUAACAACUGUUGCUACACAAAUCAAAAUGCAAACCGACCUUGGAUCAAAAAUUUUCUGCAUUGAGACAGAAAAGGGACCUCUUUAUAUGAAAACAUCAAAUAAGGAGAAUGUGGAUAAGAUUGGCAUUACUGAUAAUACAGAAUUGCAAACAUUGCUAAAGGAUAAAUCCAUGUUCUAUUUGUCUGGAUUUCUAACCGAUAAUUCUUUUGCAAGAAAUAUAAAUAGGCAUGAACAAUUAAAAAAGAGUAUUCAAACUCGUAUUACUGAUAAAAAUCAAGUAUACCAAGGUAUCAGUUUGAACAAUGAAAAAGAUUUUGAACGUGGGUUUUUUGUGCUGUAUGACUCACUUGAUAAAGGGUGUGUUGAGAAGCAAAUUUCUGAUUUGGUAUCGCGAAGUGGUGCUCUGGGAAGCGGAGAAGUCUUAAGAAUUUUUCCAAGCGGAAAUGACGGCAUAAUUUAUGUUAAAUUACUCAGUCAUCAUUCUGAAGGCGGUAGUAAUAUAACCUUAAAUGGGUUUCAAUUAAUUGCUUCAUCUCCAGUAAAGGUCCAUCCAGCUUUUAUGUUCACUGAUACAAAUUCAGUAUAUCAUGAUAUUCAGCGAUGUUAUGACGUUUUGAAUGAAUUUGAUUCUUUCAAUGAAAUCAUGGAGUUGAAGGCAAUAUGUGACAAAUAUAUCAAAAAAAAUGAAAACUGGAUGAAAAAUCUCCCAUUAAAAGCUAAAAACCCUGUGAUUGUCAUUGAAGGCCUUGAUGCUACUGGCAAAACAACACUAACACAAAACCUAGGUGAAAAGCUUGGUGCAACAGUUCUAAAAUCGCCACCAGAAUGCAUCUGCCAUCUGCGGCCAAAGUUUGAUUCUCAUCCUCAACUUCUUCGGAGAGCAUUUUAUAGCCUUGGCAAUUACGCAUUUGCUGCAAUGAUUGAAGAAGCUGCUAAUGAUGGAAUUGUUAUUGCAGAUCGAUUUUGGAACAGCACUGCAGCCUAUGCUAUUGCUACUGAUGUUGGGGUAGGUGGUAUAGAAAGUCUACCACCCGAAGGCCACUGGGUUUAUUCAUGGCCUUCGGAUCUUUUAAAACCUGAUGCUGUAUUCCUACUCACGAUAAAUGAUGAGGAACGAAGAAAUAGACUUUUGAAACGUGGCACAAUAAAAACAGAUGAAGAACUUCGUCUUGAGAGGUCCUCACCAUUCCGGCUACGAUUAGAGGAAUCUUACAACCGUAUGGAGAAUCCUAAAAUGCAAAAGAUUGAUGCAAGUGGGACGAAAUAUGAUGUUCUCAAUAAUUGUCUAGAAGUGUUGAAAGCGGGCCAGUUCAUCUGAAAAUAAUAUUUAUCUAAAAGUGCAUGCUUUUACCUUCUACUGUGAACUUUAAAUUACUAGUAAUGAACUAACUGUAUUGUGUUGAUGUAAUCAAGUGUCAGAUUCAACUAUUUAAGUGGUGUCAUUUCUCAGAGACGUAUACUACCUUACUAAACAUUCCAGUGACUCUCAUAUUAAUGUUAUCAUUUUUUAGA
This is a messenger RNA of Styela clava, 1630 nucleotides long. RefSeq names its product UMP-CMP kinase 2, mitochondrial-like. Lineage: Eukaryota; Metazoa; Chordata; Ascidiacea; Stolidobranchia; Styelidae. The record is from RefSeq and is a predicted model, not a curated record. Gene Ontology annotation, cellular component: cytoplasm; mitochondrion. Gene Ontology annotation, biological process: dUDP biosynthetic process; dTTP biosynthetic process; dTDP biosynthetic process. Gene Ontology annotation, molecular function: dTMP kinase activity; nucleoside diphosphate kinase activity.